This is a messenger RNA of Plenodomus lingam JN3, 648 nucleotides long. Its product is annotated as mitochondrial 37S ribosomal protein uS17m. Gene Ontology annotation, biological process: translation. The record is from RefSeq and is a predicted model, not a curated record. Gene Ontology annotation, cellular component: mitochondrion; ribosome. Lineage: Eukaryota; Fungi; Ascomycota; Dothideomycetes; Pleosporales; Leptosphaeriaceae. Gene Ontology annotation, molecular function: structural constituent of ribosome.
AUGGCUUCGCUCGCAGCCAAAGCGAAGAAGGCGGCCGCGGCAAUCGUCGUCCCAAACUUCGCCAGUCGGCAAGUCGGUAUUGUGGUGUCAGCAGGGAAGAUGGAUAGGACGGUCAAAGUACGCGUUGCGGGUCAAGAGUGGAACAAACGGUUCAGAAAGCACUUCCCCUCUCACUCGAACUACCUAGUUCGAGAUCCCAACAAUUCCCUCGUUGAAGGCGACGUCGUACGCAUCGCCUCUGGCCACCGCACAUCCCCCGCAGUCCGACACGUCGUAACUUCCAUUGUCGCCCCCUUUGGAGAGCCCGUCGAGAACAGACCACCAGUGCUCUCAGAAGAACAGUUAGAAGAACAGCGGGUAAAGGAUCGGCUGCUGAAGGAUGUACGGGCGGCGCAUCGAGGGCGAGAUGUCAGCAUACAGCGGAUAGCACAUGCCAAAAGGCUGGGAUUCCCAAUACCGACGCUGGAAGAGGCGAUGCAGGGACAGAAGGAAUUCGAAAAGAGCGAGAAGGCGAGGAUAGAGGCCAAUGGUGGACCAAAGGGACAGGCCCGGGCGGCCCAUGAGAAGAGGUUGGCAGAGAGCGCGAAGACGCGGAAAGAGAUCAAGGCGGAACAAAAGCUCAAAGAGGCGAGGAAGCAGAGGGUAUAG